This is a messenger RNA of Callithrix jacchus (white-tufted-ear marmoset), 8935 nucleotides long. Lineage: Eukaryota; Metazoa; Chordata; Mammalia; Primates; Cebidae. The record is from RefSeq and is a predicted model, not a curated record.
CCCGGGUUGGCGACGCAUGCCCAGUGAGGUCCUCUUGGCUGCCGCCGCCGCCGGGGCCACCGCCCACUCGGGGCUGGCCAGCGGCGGGCGGCCGGGGCACAGAGAAGGGCACGCCUGGGCGAGCGCACGGCUAUGGCCCCGUGGCUGCAGCUCUGCUCCGUCUUCUUCACAGUCAACGCCUGCCUCAACGGCUCGCAAGUGGCUGUGGCCGCUGGCGGGUCGGGCCGCGCGCGGGGCGCCGACACCUGUGGCUGGAGGGUAAGGCGAGGGCGGCGGGUAUGUUGCUGUAGCCAACUCGCGGGGGACGCAGCUCGCACAGGUGCUCGCGGGGAGGCGAGCUCGCGCCAGCCUGUCUGCUCUCCGCGGCUUUCGCGGCCGGCCGGGGUCCCGCUCCUCCCGCGCAUCUUCCUGCUUUGCUUUCCCUCCCGGGGCGCGCGUCCUCCGGCCCCCGCCGGGGUGAAAGCGUCUGCCGGACCCAGGCUUUGUGUUGCUAAUGAGGGAGUGGGGCUGGCCAGCAGAAACAGUGGGCUGCACAACAUCACCUUCAAGUAUGACAACUGUACCACUUACUUGAAUCCAAUGGGGAAGCACAUGAUUGCUGACGCGCAGAACAUCACCAUCAGCCAGUAUGCUUGCCAUGACCAAGUGGCAGUCACCAUUCUUUGGUCCCCAGGGGCCCUUGGCAUUGAAUUCCUGAAAGGAUUUCGGGUAAUACUGGAGGAGCUGAAGUCGGAGGGAAGACAGUGCCAACAACUGAUUCUAAAGGAUCCGAAGCAGCUCAACAGUAGCUUCAAAAGAACUGGAAUGGAAUCUCAACCUUUCCUGAAUAUGAAAUUUGAAACGGAUUAUUUUGUAAAGGUGGUCCCUUUUCCUUCCAUUAAAAAUGAAAGCAAUUACCACCCUUUUUUCUUCAGAACACGAGCUUGUGACCUGUUGUUACAGCCGGACAACCUGGCUUGUAAACCCUUCUGGAAGCCUCGGAACCUGAAUAUCAGCCAGCAUGGUUUGGACAUGCAGGUGUCCUUCGAUCACGCACCGCACAACUUCGGCUUCCGUUUCUUCUAUCUUCACUAUAAGCUCAAGCACGAAGGACCUUUCAAGAGAAAGACCUGUAAGCAGGAGCAAAAUACAGAGAUAACCAGCUGCCUCCUUCAAAAUGUUUCUCCAGGGGAUUAUAUAAUUGAGCUGGUGGAUGACACUAACACAACAAGAAAAGUGAUGCAUUAUGCCUUAAAGCCAGUGCAUUCCCCGUGGGCUGGGCCCAUCAGAGCCGUGGCCAUCACAGUGCCACUGGUGGUCAUAUCGGCAUUCGCGACGCUCUUCACUGUGAUGUGCCGCAAGAAGCAACAAGAAAAUAUAUAUUCACAUUUAGAUGAAGAGAGCUCUGAGGCUUCCACAUACACUGCAGCACUCCCGAGAGAGAGGCUCCGGCCGCGGCCAAAGGUCUUUCUCUGCUAUUCCAGUAAAGAUGGCCAGAAUCACAUGAAUGUUGUCCAGUGUUUCGCCUACUUCCUGCAGGACUUCUGUGGCUGUGAGGUGGUUCUGGAUCUGUGGGAAGACUUCAGCCUCUGUAGAGAAGGGCAGAGAGAAUGGGUCAUCCAGAAGAUCCACGAAUCCCAGUUCAUCAUUGUGGUUUGUUCCAAAGGCAUGAAGUACUUUGUGGACAAGAAGAACUACAAACACAAAGGAGGUGGCGGAAGCUCCGGGAAAGGAGAGCUCUUCCUGGUGGCGGUGUCAGCCAUUGCCGAAAAGCUCCGCCAGGCCAAGCAGAGUUCGUCCGCGGCACUCAGCAAAUUCAUUGCUGUCUACUUUGAUUAUUCCUGUGAGGGAGACGUCCCUGGUGUCCUAGACCUGAGUACUAAGUACAAACUCAUGGACAAUCUUCCCCAGCUCUGUUCCCACCUGCACUCGCAAGACCAUGGCCUCCGGGAGCCGGGGCAGCAUGGGCGACACGGCAACAGAAGGAACUACUUCCGGAGCAAGUCAGGCCGGUCCCUGUAUGUCGCCAUUUGCAACAUGCACCAGUUUAUCGACGAGGAGCCCGACUGGUUUGAAAAGCAGUUCAUUCCCUUUCAUUCUCCUUCACUGUUCUACCGGGAGUCAGUCUUGGAGAAAUUUGAUUCCGGCUUGGUUUUAAAUGAUGUCAUGUGCAAACCAGGGCCCGAGGGCGAUUUCUGCCUAAAGAGAGAUGCAGCCGUUCUUGGGGCAACUGGGCCAGCCGACUCCCAGCUCGAGAGUCAGCACGGGGCCCUGGACGAAGACGUGGAGGCCCGGCCAGCCCUUGACUGUGGUGCCGCCCUGCAGCCCCUGCUGCACACGGUGAAAGCCGGCAGCCCCUCAGACAUGCCGCGGGACUCAGGCAUCUAUGACUCGUCUGUGCCCUCAUCUGAGCUGUCUCUGCCGCUGAUGGAAGGACUCUCGACGGACCAGACAGAAACGUCUUCGCUGACAGAGAGCGUGUCCUCCUCUUCAGGCCUGGGUGAGGAGGAACCUCCUGCCCUUCCUUCCAAGCUCCUCUCUUCUGGGGCAUGCAAAGCAGAAUUUGGUUACCGCAGCUGCACUGAUGAACUCCACGCGGUCGCCCCUUUGUAACAAAAUGGAAGAGUCUAAGCAUUGCCACUUUAGCUGCUGCCUCCCUCUGAUUCCCCAGCUCCUAAUCUCCCUGGUUGCAUGGCCCACUUGGAGCUGAGGUCUCAUGCAAGGAUAUUUGGAGUGAAAUGCUGGCCAGUACUUGUUUUCCCUUGCCCCAACACUCUACCAGAUAUCUGGGCAAACUCUCCAAUUUUCUAAAAUGCUAUGGAGAUUUGAAAAGCAUGUCCAUAAGGUCUGACAACAGCAUUUGGUUAGUCCUUGGAUCAGAGCCAGUUGUGGGAGGUAGGGAAGAAAUAUGUAAAGAAAAACAGGAAGAUAUCUGCACUGAUCAUUCAGACUUCAUUGAGCUCUGCAAACUUUUCCUGUUUGCUAUUGGCUACCUUCAUUUGAAAUGCUUCGUGAAAAAAGGCACUUUUAACAUCAUCGCAGCCACAGAAAUCAAGUGCCAGUCUAUCUGGAAUCCGUGUUGUAUUGAAGAUAAUGUCCUCAUUUAUUUUUGAUGUAGAAUUAACAUUGCCAUGGGUGUUAAAUAAGCUUUGAGUCAAAAGUCAAGAAAGUGACUGAAUAUACAGUCACCUUUUAUGAAAUGAGUCUCUGUGUUACUGGGUGGCAUGACUGAUUGAAGUGAAGGUCACAGGGCCUGGCUGAUCAUCUUGACCUUUCCAUCUGAGAUAGGUUGGUCAACAUGCAGAAGGCCCCAGGACCUCAGCACAGGCAGCUUCCUCUUGGUCUGAGUAGGCAUCAUGCAGGGGCCAGAUCUGCCUGCUGUUCCAUGGGUUACAUUUAUUGCUGUAUCUCACAUGUUGGUGUCUGGAAGUUUAUUCUUAAGAGACUGCUACCCAGCUGGUCUGAAUUAUUGGAAGUUGCAGCUUGUGCUUUGGUUAGUCUCUGGCCUAAGCUGUGUCCUGAACAUUAGAGAUCAGAAUUCACUGAAAUAUAGCAGUGUGUGGAGGUGAUGGCCAGUUAAUCUGCUGAACUGGUUUUGACUAAUGACAAAUCUCUUUUUAAGAAGGGAGAAUGGAGGAGGCAGUCACAAAAGUAAAUGUUCCAUUUUUAUGAAUGACUUUCUACAGAGUUUCUGUUUCUAAAGAAAAAACAAUUGUUCACGUCUCAUCUGAUGACUAGCAUGUGUGUAGUGAAUGAUGUCUUGGUCUCGCCUGUGGAAACUCUUUUCCCUGUGCCUUACAGCAGGUGUGGACAUCUCUUACUACCUUUCUCAUGGGUGCUGUUGGAUUUUGGCACCUUGUUUUCUCAGCAUUCACCCCGGGGACUGUGGUUUUCACUCCUUUGUUAGAUAGGACCAACAUGAAGGAGUAUGCUGAGAAACCCUGAGGCAGGGUGGGAGGUGGGAUGGGGCAGGACUUUCCCUUCCAAGCACAUGCUUGGCAGGUGGUGAAAGGGGGGCUUGCACCCCUGCUGAAAGAAAAGGUUUGUGUAUAUUUCUGAUGCAAAUGUCAUACUCACUGCUCUGUAAAGGCAGCUGGCAGCUUUUGGGAGAAGAGCGUGCUCGUCUGUUCUGUGGCAUCAAAUUUCCUGCAGCUGCUCUGAGGGAGAGACAGUGAGCUGCAAGACUAUCUCCCAUAAAACCAGGCAGCUCAGAGGAGAGUCAUUUCAUGUUCCUGUGAAAUCUGGAAUGAGUGCAAAGCUCCUACCCACACAUGACUGCCCCGCUGUUUCAUCCUAGGCAUACAUUCUGUGAAGGAGAUUGGUUAGUCCAAACUUGCUAACAUAUGAAAAUCCAUUUGGGCCGGGCGCGGUGGCUCAAGCCUGUAAUCCCAGCACUUUGGGAGGCCGAGGCGGGUGGAUCACGAGGUCAAGAGAUCGAGACCAUCCUGGUCAAGAGAUCAAGACCAUGGUGAAACCCUGUCUCUACUAAAAAUACAAAAAAUUAGCUGGGCAUGGUGGCGUGUGCCUGUAAUCCCAGCUACUCAGGAGGCUGAGGCGGGAGAAUUGCUUGAACCCAGGAGGCGGAGGUUGCGGUGAGCCGAGAUCGUGCCAUUGCACUCCAGCCUGGGUAACAAGAGCGAAACUCCGUCUCAAAAAAAAAAAAAAAAAGAAAAUCCACUUAUUUUCUUUUUGAGAUUUCUUACUGAGGCCAAGGGAUAUUUCUUGUCCCAAAGGAACCAUUAGGAACCACUUUUAGGAUAUUCAGCUUUGCUCAUGAAAUAAGGCAUCUCUGAGAAAGUGGCCUCAGGGAGAGAAUGGAGGACUGGGAGGAGAAGCAUUAACUGGGCUCCACGGGUGUGGGCAGAGAGCUUGCUACAUGAAUGUAAUCCUUAUGAAAAUGGAAGGGGAAAAGGGGGUGCUACUUAAAAAAUCGGGAUAUUUUAGUUUGGAUUUAGGGUUUUAAUACUUAUGUUGAAAUACUAAUGUUUCUGAUCAACAAAAUCAAACUCUUAAUAUACCAAGUAGUGAAACGACAGUGUGAUUGCCUGAGAAUAAAUUGAGAAAUCCAACUUCCUAGUUUUGCUUCAUUAGUUUCACUUUUUCUACUCUCCCCAUUAUGCUAGAAAUAGAAAUGGUUGCCCUGCAGAUUAAGGCAAAACAUCUGUUUUAAGCAAAGCUGCAUUUUUUUUGACUCAGAAACUGUCCCUGACAAUGGAUAUAAUAAGAUGAAAUUCAGAAAAAUGUUCUGCCAAUUCACAGGCCUUUAGCUAUUGCGGAAACAAAAAAUGGAAAAUAGGGGUAAGCUCCAUGAGAGACCUUGAUCUUGAGAGUAAAAGGUUUAUGUGGAUAGUUUAGACAAUAUCUUCUAGAAAGGAGACCAGGGGUAAGACCAGGGUUCCAGGAAACCAAGAAGCCUGCAGGUAGCUGAAGGUAGUGUGCUAGUUGUUCAUCUUAAUUUACCAACGCUCUACAGAAAGGACUUAGCAUCUGAUGUAGUCAGCUUUGCCAGGAGAGUGAUCAAGGAGGUUAAAGCUCAGGUAAAGGUGUUCUUCUCAGAGAUUGGCUACAAGCAACAGAGACCACCUCAACAGACCCAGCUCAGCCAUACAGGGUCCAGAAGCUCCUCCAGGGGCUGUCUUGGGCCUUUGAGGCAUCUGAUCUCCAGAAAGAAUCAGAAGUCAUUCCAGUCCAGGCCCAGGUAUUCAGAUGCUGACCCAGCCAGAUAAUAGUAUCUUGAGCCAAAAAUGAGAUCAGGCCAUAAAGUUAGGAGACAGAGUUUUUGAUUGACAUGUUAGCGAUAACUGAAGACAGUCUCAGAAGUUCAGUAAAAUGUCUUUAGCAAUGGCGACAUCAUUGGGAUCUAUGUGUAGUAAGUCACGGAUCUUUAAGUUUAUGUAUGUUUGUCAAAGUUCAGUCUUACAACUUCAUAGCCACAAGUAUCUUUUCAAAAAUACCAGCUGUUAGUCUAGGGUCUCCUGACUUCAGUGCAAAUAAACGGGAAGACUGUCCUUCCAAAAAUGUGGGGUGACAUGAUUUUCAGAGCCUUUUUUUCAGAGUUGAGCAUCUUUUCCUUUAAAAGAAAUAAAGGGCAAGAGGACCAAUUUUAUUUCUGGAGGAAAAAUGACACACCCUCCUCCCAAAAGAAAGAAAACUCUGGCCCCCACAACUUCAGCACUAAUUUAGCUCCCUGAGAAGGGAGAAAAUAUUCUGUCUUUAUUGAAGAGAAAUGGACAAUGCCAAUGUGAAGGUUCCUAGUCUUAUUUUCUAUUGAUGAAGACUACUAGACUACUAUUGCUCUUAUUUAGUAGAUCUUAUGCCUUUAGGAGUCGCCAGUAUAGCAGGUGAGGUUUAAAGAAAACAGCUGUGUGAUGAUAAAUGGUAAUUAAUAUACUUUGUCAGUGUCAGCGAACAAUAGGGAAUGGUGGUUACUGUGGCAAACUGAAGCGUUCCUGUUCCACCCACAGGGGGCAGUUUUCCAGCUGACUGUGGCUAUGAAGUAUUUCCUGAUCUUCUCAUUUUUCAAGAGAAGCUGACAAUCUGGAUUUUUAUUUGAAAAAUUCCAAUUUUAAAAAAUAUUGGCAACUAAGUUUGAAAAAUUUAAGUGAAUUUAGACUCGGCAGAAGAUGUGGCUGAACCUGAUUUGCUCAACUGACAACCAGUUUGUUACCUCUGCUUUAUAAGAUUUGAAGUGAAAGGCAUCCAUAGUAAUUACAGAUGGUGCCAACAGAAAAUGCUCUUGCUAAAUGCAGCCAGUAGCUAGAUUGCUUCUUUCUCCUGUCUCUCCUGCGAAGAAAUUUUAUGUGAUUCUGAAUGCAUUGGACAUGUCUUGAUUGCAUCUUUACAUUUCAUGCUGUCUUAAAGGCAAACCAGUUGUUAAUUUCAAAAUCAAAUUUAUGCUCACUCAGUUUAAAAAAUGCUAGGAACAAUUUCACUUAAACUCCACAAUCUAAAGAGCUAAACUUGUUUAUAGUUUUAGCUCUUGGCAUAAUAAUUUUUUUAAAUGGUGUGCAAUUCUGAGCAUAGGCCAAGACAUGAUCAGGAAAGCAGGGAUUUGUAGUGAGUAAAGCAGGGGAAUCUCCUGGCGUCCAUUAGAGCUAGGUAUUUGCAUUAUCUUCCAUUUUAAGUGCUCUGUGAAUUGACUCUGUUUUGGAGGUGUGAAACAGUAUACAGAGAAAAGCUUUUCCUGAUGUUGAGAUAUCAGUUAGGAGUCCAAGUGGGGUAUUGGGUCAUCUUUGCCAUAUCACCUCCUUUCCAGGCUCAGGGUGAAAACAGACAAAAGGAAAUCUGACUGCAAGCCAGUAGAUCUGAUUCCAGUUUCAGAGUUUAGGGACUGGAGAAAGUUUAGAUUAUCUAGCAUGUUUUCCCCCUGGUGUCAGACAGGGCUAUGCCUGAAUUAUUCCAGACAUAUGGCUGUAGAUGAUAUUUUGUAUUUUCCAAGAAGGAAAUUCUGUAACCUACUUUGCUGAUCAGAUAGUUCUUUGUAUGUCUUACAGAAAUUCAAGCCGGCUUCCUUUUGUUCGGCAUGUAGUGGAGAAAGAACAGCUGGUCACCUUCCAUGUAUUUAAAAACCACAGUGAAGUCAUCCCCCUGGUGUUUUUAUUUCAGUGAUAAAUAAUUCCACCCACUUAAACCAUUCUUCAUGGCUCUUGUUUUCCAGGGGCCUAAUAAUUUUCACUGCUAUAAUGUUUCUCAGCUUCACACUCAGUUUAGUUACCCAAACAGAAUGUUGGUGCCUUACUCACAUUGGGACCUUGUGAAGACCAGGCUCAGGGUGGGGAUUAUGGGGCAAUUCUUGCACGCCCAGCUCCUCUUACCACUUAUAAUGGCACUUUUACUAAAUGGAAUAUUGCCUAUAUUCAUUGAGAAUUGUAUGACUACCACAUUUUUUCCCUAGGUGAUAGUCAUCCAUCAUAUCUUGUGUUUGUUUUACUCCUGAGGUCAAACAUUUCGUGCUUAUUCCUGAUGUAUUAAUGUCAUUCCUGAGCUCCUUUGAGAUAACCUGUUGAGACCAGCUCUUACCUUCUGAGUGGCAGCUACCCGCUCCCUCCCAAUUUUAGAUCCUGUUUUUACACAGCUCUGUAGACAUCACCUUUAUUUCAUGACUCACAAUAUUAAAUGGUGCAGACUUCGGUUUAACCACUGGUGAGGUAACAGCAGUAAUUGCUAAGUGCCACCUUCCCGUUGCCAUUUGAGGGCUAAUUUGCAAAGAUAUUUGAAUCCUCCAGUGAAGAUGUCUGGGGAAUUUUGGCCGGUUGUCUUCCCUCUUGCUCUUUUGCUCUUUAAAAUUCAGCUGGGACCACAGACACCUCCAGGAUCUUGUUUACGUUCUACGCUCAAUUGACCAAGCGCAAUCAGAAGUCCCACAAAAGCAAACAGUUAUGACUGCAUGUCUGAUGUUUAUAUCAUAUAAAGUUUCAGGAAGAUUCAGAGGGAAUCUUCUAUUUGUACAUGACGUAGACAAAAUUAGCUGCUCCAUUUGUUAGACAAAAAAUUGCCACUGGAUUACACUAACAUGCUCAUCUUUUUAAAAAGUUUGGUAUGUUUCUCUAAAGAGAAAAGCAUGUUGAGUCUGGACAGCAGCAAAAGCUUCUGUGAAAACCAAACGUGUUCAUCUAGACAGUAAGUAACUCCUAUUUUUACUGUUUUUUUUAAAAGAGAAUUUUUCCCUAUGAAAACUCCCUGUUACUAUGUCCUAGGGGAGAAAGCCUGUGGAAUACAGUGGUUAUUGACGGCGUUGCCUUUGUUUCAUCUUUAAGUUUGUCCUUUUGAUAUCUGGUGGGAUAGUGAGCACUGAUGGAACUGUAGCAGUGUGCUGUAUUUUUGACAUUGAAAAUGUUAAUGACUUAUUUGAUUUGUAUAUAACUCUGUAAAUAGGUGAAAGUAGAUCACAGCUGACAUUUACAAAAUGUUUUUGUACCUUAGAAUUUCUGCAUUAAAUAAAUGUUUUAAGAUUGUA